AUGGCGACACGUGUGCACCUCUUCCAGAACGUGCUCACAAGUCCAGCCUUCCAAAGCGCCAUACGCAAACGACGAGAGGUGCACUGCAUCCACACAACGCUCCACCAACUAGAAAUUCGAAUAUGCAUGCACUCGCUGUGGACACGCAUGAUCUGCGCCGUGUACCGCCGGCGCAUGGAUCGCGUUCUCGACGCUGUCGGCGUGGCCGUCACGACCAAGUCGAAUUGGGACAGUUACUCGGCGACCGUGACAGCGGAAUAUCAGGUCGCGCUGGUCGACGACAUGCAUAGCGUGAUUGAUGGACAUCAUGGGUGGCUUUGA
Molecule: messenger RNA, 321 nt
Organism: Aphanomyces astaci
Lineage: Eukaryota; Oomycota; Saprolegniomycetes; Saprolegniales; Verrucalvaceae
Exons: 1
Coding region: 1-321 (106 amino acids)
Source: RefSeq, a predicted model, not a curated record